UCAAAACGUUGUGUAUGGCAUAUGGCAUGAAUGUUAUUGUGUACAUUCGUUGUGAAAAGCUCUGCCGCUGAAAUCUAAACUGUUUGCCUUCCCAUUCAGUGAAAUAAUUACCAGCGACCCGUUGACGAAAACACUUUCCUUCCUUUUACAGUUUACCAUGCCACUCGAAUGUAACAAACGGUAAACCAAUCGAAAUCUCUGCAUAAAUUGUUGCAACCUGCAAAUCCACAAAAUGCAAAUCACAUCCAACAAUUCCCAGUUCUUUGAAGGAUGCGGCCAAAUCGGACCGAUCCGAUGCAUAUUUUUGAGUGAAUUCCAUCCGUCCCUGGGCCCGAAAAUCACGUGCCAGGUGCCAGACGGCUACGUAUCGAAAGAUAUCUUUGAUUCGGUCAAUGUCUACAUAAUACCGAAGCCGCAGCUACAACGGUGUAUAUUGACUGUAAACACUCUCGGCUACAAAAUCGUCGGCUAUCCGGUUCGCAUUGAUGGUCAACGAUAUGCACGGAAUGCUUACUAUUUUAACUUGUGUUUCGUCUGUGAUGCCUGGGCACGCACCAUUCAGUAUGAACCAGUGAUAAAGAAAUUGGCCGAAUACCUCAUUAUGAUGGAAGACGAGACGGAGUUUCUAUCGCGAGACGACGAGAAGGAGGAACUGAAAUUGGACAGAAUUACCAAACUUCUCACCAACAUUCUGACAGACUUAAACGAGAGGAAAGUUACGACAAUCAUCGAGGGCGAGACCACAAUCUACCUAAAAAUACUGAAUCCUAAGCCAGAUCCACAACCAGUACUCGAUCAUUUGGUACCGCUGCUGUGUGAAGCGUAUGAAAAUGCGCCGAUCGAUGUGUGGGACUUGACCACGCAACAGGUUCUGCCCUACAUAAACGGAAUCAAUCACGUCGCUCGCAUAGCCGCCGAAUCGGAUGUGGAAAAGGCAUUGGUCAAGGCGUGCAUACAGAAUUUAGUGUAUCACGAAGUCGUCCAGUUGCUGCCGCUGCUGAAGUACAGCAAUGUGUACAUGUGCACGAGGAAUUUACAGAAUUUGACAAAGGAUCGAGUUUUGGGACAAUCAUGUCGAAAAUUCGUUGCAGUCACGUCUGAAUCUCUCCCGUCACUCUACAAAAUCCUACAAAUCUACUCGUUCAUGACACACGCGGUGAAUCUACGAACACUGUGCCAACGAACGUGUCCACGCGACAAUAACAUCGACGAACGGAAAUUGGUAACGUUCGGACUGCAAAACAAUUUGAUCCGAUGCGUCAACAAAUAUCCCAUUUGUACGGACACACCGAUCGGUAGACAGAACAUGUACACCGGUCUGGACAAUAUGGAUGAGAUUUGUUGCAUGACCGGAAUGCUACCGUCGAAGAUCGACGAAGACAUUGAGGCGGAUCCCUUUUUGACGGUCAUUUGGAAAUGAUGGACAGCCAGCUGCGACGGUCACCCGGAAUGGGAUUUCAAAAGUAUUUUGUACGACGACCUGCGCAACCUUCUAAUUUAUCUAUUUAUUUUGAAAAUAAAAAACGUUUUGCACCGAA
Messenger RNA from Bradysia coprophila, 1538 nucleotides. It is a transcript of the gene Nprl2, whose product is annotated as Nitrogen permease regulator-like 2. Gene Ontology annotation, cellular component: vacuolar membrane; GATOR1 complex. Lineage: Eukaryota; Metazoa; Arthropoda; Insecta; Diptera; Sciaridae. Gene Ontology annotation, molecular function: GTPase activator activity. The record is from RefSeq and is a predicted model, not a curated record. Gene Ontology annotation, biological process: cellular response to amino acid starvation; negative regulation of TORC1 signaling; positive regulation of autophagy.